Messenger RNA from Maniola jurtina (meadow brown), 5330 nucleotides. It is a transcript of the gene CRMP, whose product is annotated as dihydropyrimidinase. Gene Ontology annotation, molecular function: dihydropyrimidinase activity. Gene Ontology annotation, biological process: pyrimidine nucleobase catabolic process. The transcript has 14 exons. The coding region runs from base 177 to 1928 and encodes 583 amino acids. Lineage: Eukaryota; Metazoa; Arthropoda; Insecta; Lepidoptera; Nymphalidae. The record is from RefSeq and is a predicted model, not a curated record. Gene Ontology annotation, cellular component: cytosol; cytoplasm.
UUCAAUCUCCAUUGAAAAUAAUCAGUAGGUUGAAAACCGGUACAUGUAUGUGUAGUGUGUGAAGGUAUUUCUUUGGACUCUCAGAUUUGCGAAAUUUUCAUCUACCUGACCGCCUACACGUAUUUAUAAAUAAACAUUCGUGUUUAGUGCAAUAGUUAUUGGAUUUGUGUGGCAAAAUGACCAACGCACCGGUGAAAAAGGUCCCCAUACAUUUGCAGAGCUCUCAAAAUCGGCUGCUGAUUAAAAAUGGACAAGUGGUCAACUAUGACGGGAUGGAAGAAGCCGAUGUCUACAUCGAAGAUGGAAUCAUCAAACAAGUGGGUCGCAACCUGAUCAUCCCUGGUGGUACACGGACAAUUGACGCGACGCGGAAGCUGGUGAUGCCUGGUGGCAUCGACCCCCACACCCACUUCGAGCUGGAGAUGAUGGGUGCCAAGGUGGCGGAUGACUUCUACAAAGGCACCCGCGCGGCUGUGGCUGGUGGCACCACUACCAUUCUUGACUUCGUUCUACCCGAAAAAGGACAAUCCCUAAUGGAAGCUUAUAACAAUUGGAGAGAAAAGGCGGAUAACAAGGUCUGCUGUGACUACGGUCUCCACGUCGGAGUAACCUGGUGCUCGCCCACCGUAAAGAAGGAGAUGCAGCAGCUGGUGGCAGAACACGGGGUCAACUCGUUCAAGGUGUUCAUGGCCUACAAGGACACCUGGAUGCUGAACGACUACGAGCUCUGCCAGGUGUUCGAGACCUGCGCGGAAUUGAAGGCUUUACCCCAGGUCCAUGCAGAAAACGGUGAUAUAAUAGCUCGAAACACAGAAAAGCUACUCGCUGCUGGCAUCACCACCCCCGAGGGUCACGAGCUCUCGCGUGACGAAGAGGUGGAGGCGGAAGCCGUCAACCGAGCCUGCGUCAUCGCUAACCAGAUGAACGCACCCCUAUACAUUGUACACAUGAUGUCGAAGAGUGCGGUAGAUGCUUUGCGUCUCGCUCGGCAGAAACAAAAGCAGCCCGUUUUUGGUGAAACUCUUGCGGCCACUGUUGGUACCGAUGGUACGCAUUACAAGAACGCUUGCUUCCGGCACGCGGCCGCGCACGUCCUGUCGCCCCCUCUACGCCCCGACCCUUACACUCCUGAGGCGAUCAUUGAAGCACUCACUAUUGACGAUCUCCAGCUAAUCGCCAGUGAUAAUUGCACGUUCCAUGAAAAGGACAAAGAAAGAGGCAAAGGUGACUUCUCUAAAAUACCCAACGGCGUCAAUGGUGUCGAGGACCGCAUGGCCAUUCUGUGGCAGAAAGCUGUCAAUACUGGCAUGAUGGACCCGUGUCGUUUCGUGGCUGUGACCAGUGCCAAUGCGGCGCGUAUCUUUAACCUGUGGCCAGCGAAGGGACGCGUGGCCGUGGGCAGCGACGCGGAUGUGGUGGUGUGGGACCCGCAGCUCGAGCGCACCAUCUCUGCCGCCACUCACCACCACGCGCUGAACUUUAACAUAUUUGAGGGCACACGUGUGGUUGGAAGUCCUCAGUACGUCAUAGUCAAUGGACGAGUCUGUCUCGACGACGGAGAAUUACGAGUGGCCGAAGGUCAAGGCAGAUUUCUUCCCACACUCGCAAACGCCCCCUACGUGUAUGGUGAGGAGGCGCCCGGCACCCCACAACAUGCCACCGUACACUACGCCUCCGACUCCCCGAGGCAGUCUCCCCAUAGAGUCACCAAUGGCACACCCACUGAGCUGCACUUAGUUAACAAGCAACUGGACGGUCUGUCGGUGUCUGGUGCCAGCACGCCCACGGGAAGGAAAAUGCGCGAGCCUGGACAGCGAAAUCUUCAGAAUUCCACCUUCUCCAUCAGCAAGGAACUAGAAGGCCUCGACACGAAAACGUCAGUUCGCGUGCGAAACCCACCCGGCGGAAAGUCUUCCGGUUUAUGGUAAACCGGACCGGAGCGCGGCCGGAUCACAACCGGACCGGAAGCUUGCGGCGGCGCUAGUUAUGUUUGUUUGUGGAAAAAUAUCAUUAAUCGAUGUCGUAUUUAUUUGGAAGUUUGAUGUUUUGGAUAAGUAUUUAAUAUUUUUGAAUAUAUCAAUGGAGAAACUGACGAAUAGAACCGGGAAAAUAGAAACAAUCCACGAAAUAUUUUAAGUAAUAAUACAGGACGGUGAAAAAAUUGAGACUAUGAUUGCAUUUAUUUUUUGGGCUACACUUACCCCACUCCAUUGAAAGUAAACAGGGAUCGAUGGGGCAAGACACUACGAUUCUUCAGUAUGAGAUAAAGAGGACUUUCUUAGUUCUCUUUAACUCAGAUUGUUUGAGUUAAAGGGAACUAAUCCGGUUCUAUUCGUCAUGUCCUCAAUGAUGAUCAACAAUUUUGAAAACUAAUGCAGUGAACACUAACAAAAAAAAACGUGGUUACACAUUGAAACGUGAACUAAUGUUUUAAGAACGCCAUCUAUCGGCGCUGACGUAAGUUAAUAACAAUUUCGAUCGUCAACAUGAAACUCUAUAGAAAAUAUGAAUAUUUUUUCACAAACGAAACGCAUUUGUGUUUGAGCUUGAAGUCGUUCAGGAACCAAUGUUAGAAUUUAAAUGUUAUUUUGCUUUUACUAACAUAAUUAUUCAGAUUGAAAAAGUUUUGAAUAACUGGUAAAAUCAACGUGCACGAAUUUAUAAGAUUCUGACGUUAAUAUUUCAUCACCAUCAUCAGCCUGUGGACGUCCACUGUUGGACAUAGGCCUUCCCUAUAGAGCGCCACCACACCCGGUCCUCAGCCUUUCUCAUCCAGCCACCAGUUAAUAUUUAAUAUUUCGAAAACAUUGUUCUGCGUAUAAUUUGUGUUUUUUAUUGAAGUCGUAAUUUAUAUUAUCACCAAAUUAAUUCUUAUGGGAGUCUGACCCAGGAUUGAUUUUAAGAGCCUGUGCCAGAAAAAUCGUCAAUUAAAAAAAAAAAUUUUUUUUGAGAUCGGGAUGGAGCAAUGGGUGCAAGUUACUUUUACUUACAGAAAGCUUUUCAUUUUUCAGUUUCAAAUUAGUUUUUUUUUUUUUAAUUUCAAUAAAUACAAUAAUGGGGAAAAAAUAUCAGUCGUCACGAAAAAUUAUGUUAGUAAUAGUUUCAUAUUAUGUUAGUAUGCUUAGCGUUUAGUGCAUGUAUUUACUAUUUGUAAUGUAUUUAAUUAUUUAUUCAGUUAUCUAAUCUAUAGACUGAGCCCACACAGAGUUCGAUUAGACGAAUUUUUCUACUGAACUGCAUUGAUAUAGUAAAUCCAAGAUAUACAAUGACUUUAAAUUCUUACCAAAACCAAUGUAAUUUGUAGAUGCGAGAGAUAAAUAUCUAUUAUUUAUUAUUUGACUGGUUCUAACAGUAAAAUAUUUUGGUAGUUCUUAUUUUUUGCUAAAAAAAGGUAAAAGUGUCCAUCACUGGUGCAUUGUCCAUUACCAGUGCCAUCACUAUGCAAGAAUAAAUAUCCUGACGUCAGUACGACUUUAUACAGUUAGGUUUGUCAAUUUAAGAUUUGAAUGCCAUAGCGAUUAGAGUUUAGCCACUAGUACUUAGUACUCAUAUUUUUUUAUUAAGAUUAUGAAAAAUUAUAUCGAUCAAAAUGAUAAAGCAAUAGUUUUUUUUCUGAAUUCUAUGUAAUAAUAUUCUUUAAAGAACUGUAAUAAAAAAAGGAAUCUUUGGAUUUUUUCUAUCAAUGCUAAACUGUUUAAAAUGUAUAAUUUUAUUGAUUAGUAAAAUUAGCGUAAUUUAAAGUUUUCAUAUUAAUAAUAAAAUCAAUAUUACCUAUUUUGUAACUGACUGUAAUUUGACUACAGACCAAUAUAGACAAAGAAUGUGUAAUUUCGUGAAGUUUGAUAACAAUUACAGACUUAAUCAGAUCUUUUUCAUCAGCUAAAAACCGCUCCUCCUUUUUGGAAGUCGGUUAAAAAUUGAAUUACUAUUCAUAGAUGUACAUUGUACGGUCUAUCAAGUAUUUAGGUCUCUCAAAGUGCAAAAUUAUACAACUACCUACUACAAUUUUUAUAUUUAAUAGAGUUACAUAGUUGGUAAUGAAAAUUUCACAAUUUACUAUACAUACUUUAUAAAAUUUCACAUUGUAGUUCGUUAUAGGAAAAUAAUGCCUAUCACGCCAAAUCGAAUAUUGAAUGUGUUUCCCAUAGGUGUCAAAAAAAUACAACCUCAUAAAAAGAAAUUAGUCUCAACAUUAUACUAUUAAAUUAACUCGACUAAAUGGGAGCUAACUUAUUUUGACAGAUUAUAUUUUCAAGGAUGAUUUUUAUGUUUGUUUACAUCACAAUUAAAAUAAUUAAUCAAUAAUAAUAAUCGAUUGCUUUGUUGAUUAAGUAUUUAAUUUAUUGAAUAAUUUUGUGUACAAAAUAAUUCUGUACUUAGGUAUUGAUAUGAUUUCGAAUUGUUGCAAAAAGCAAUAUUAAACCACUUAAAUUGUUCGCUUACGUUUUUUCCAUGUAAAACGUAUUUUGACAUAGAUUAUAAGUAUAUUAUAAUUAGUUAUUAUAUAAAUGCUAAUACAUAGUUAUGUUGUUUAAUGUUUUAUUAGAUAUCGCACGUAAAACCAGUAAUUUUAGAUUACGUUACACCUUCAGGAUUAAAGUUACCUAAGAAAAAAAUAACUUUCAAAGAAAACCCACGUUAAAAGACUAGGACAAGAUCUACUGAGAAUACUUUGUCCUUGCUCAGACUUAAGAGCUUCAGGCAAAAUUAAAACGAGACAGACCUAUGUGAGAAUAAUAAAUCUAUCUCUUUUAAUUAUGUCUUAAAUCUGAGCAAUGUCAAACUAUGCUCAAUAGAUCACAGCCUUGGAGCCGAUUUUUUGAUUCGUAGUAAAAAUAUAUGUAUAACUAUAGUUUUAUCUUUUGUCUGACAAAAAUAAUAGCAAUUAUUUCCUUUUUCUGCAAAUACUUAUAGUGUAACACCGAAUAAAAAAAUCGGCUCUUGAAACCGAAACCUAUAAUUUUGACUUAGGUCAUUUAUUCUGAAGAUGGAAUUAGAUAUUUAUAUUUUUAUUAUACUUAAUCCAUUUUAAUACUAACACAACCCAAAAAUUUAUAUUCUUUGGUUAAAAUGAAACUAGGUUGAUUGGAGUAUAUAGCAUACGAUAAACGUAUUUUGAGAAUUUUGAAUGCAUUUUUACAAGUUUUUCUAAUAUGACCAAAGAUCUUAAAUCUUCUAGAAUCUUAAAUCUUCUAGAAACCUAUAAUGGAUACCCGUGACUAGUGUUACAUAGUUUUGUAAUCGGCAUCACAUAUUGAUGGGGUUUUAUAAGUUUUCUACGUCCGUUAUUCUAUACUCCCGCAUUGUCACAAAAUAAACAAUGUAAUCUC